This is a messenger RNA of Cherax quadricarinatus, 689 nucleotides long. NCBI's taxonomy places the organism in Eukaryota, Metazoa, Arthropoda, Malacostraca, Decapoda, Parastacidae. The record is from RefSeq and is a predicted model, not a curated record.
UGUACACAGGAAGGUCAGCCACACCCUCUUGCCACCUCCCUCACCUGCCACACCUGCACUCACAGCCUCACCACUCAGGCACUGGGAGAGGACCUGAGGUCAGUACUACGUCUGGAGACGCAGGACUCCACCGUCAAGCUCACUGCCAGGAUCCCUCAGGACGUCUCAUUUACUGAUAUGCCGGGGGCUAUAACAAUUAAUUAUAUGACGUUCCCGAUCACUAAAGACAAUCCUUCUGGAGCGUCCGUAUCGACGCUGCUUAACGUGAAGUGUGACACAGCUGCAGCAGAGAACAGCUCUUUUUUUCUGGCAUUCAGUGUUCCUGAGAGUGACGGUACCUCCGUGCAUGAGUACAAUGAUGCAGUUGACGUAGAUAAGAUAACGGUGGAACCCAUGAACGUGACAUUCGAAAACAUGCAAGAUUAUGCAUUCGUGCCUGAGAAUGAUGUGACGGUGUUUGUGACGGUACAAGACAGUAACAGAGUUACUCGAGACUUUGGAUAUGCUGAGGUUAAACUGAGAGGUGAGUCUUGUGUCCCCUUCCCUUACCUUCCCCUCAGUGAAUGUCCUUGAUGCUGUCGAGGGGCUCUUGAUCAAAGGAAUUUAAGCAGAUUCGCCCCUCCUCCACCUGUUAUCAGGUAGUGCUUCUGACUAGGCCUCCUUAUUUUGUUAGGAAUAUUACAGGAUUA